AAUAAAGUCCCAAAUACACUCUCACCACAAACCAAAAUGAAAACGCUUAUCCCCUCCCUCUCAUCUCCACCGCACGCGCUUCUCCCCUCCUCUCCUCCGCCGUCGCCGUUGCCGCCGAUCAUCUCCCGCCGUCUCGCCAUCACCCUCUCCCUCUCUCUCUCCUCCCUCACCUUUCCCUUUCCCUCUCUUUCCGCCGUUCUCCCUUCCCCCUGCCCAUCCUCAGCCGCUGUAACAUCCAAAGCCUUCCUCGACAUUUCCAUUGCCGACAAACCCGCCGGCCGCAUCAUUAUCGGCCUCUUUGGCGCUGCCUCACCCGCCGCCGCGACAAGAUUCGCCUCUCUGGCGUCCGGCUCCGCCGGCGUCAGCUUCCGGCGGAAAGAGUUUAUCAAGAUCGCCCCCACCUUCGUCCAACACGCCGGCGUCCGAUCCUACGGCAUCGACGCUGAUCUCGCGCGCCGGGGUUCCGGCAUGGACCUCGCCGCCGACGAACUCAUCUCUGAGUGGGCGGCGGAGGCGGAUCGAUGUGCGGGCUUGAGAAGCACGGCGGGAACGGUGGGGAUCGUGGUGAGGAAUCCGGCAAGAUCUGCGCCUGCAACCCGAAUCGUGGCUAGGAAUGGGCGGAUUGAGGUGGAAGAAGAGGGUGAGGUGGGGCCCAACGGGACGGAGUUUGUGAUUGCGACAAGGGAUUCGCCGGAAAUGGAUGAGGCGGCGGUGGCGGUCGGGAGGGUCAUUGAUGGGAUGGACGUGGUGGAGAAGAUCGCCGGCGUUAGCGCGGUGAGAGAUAAUACUGGAUCGCCAUACUUCAGGCUUCAUUCAGGGGGAAAUUAUUACGCUUUAUUCAGAAAGAAAUUAUUACAUGCAGUCAUCAAACUCUUUGGUGGCAUAUCAGAAUGCGCCAUGUCAUCCAGUACACAGUACCGAUACACAAUAAAAAGUGACGUGACCCGUUCUAAUUCGCCUCCGAACGGUAUCCAGUGA
Messenger RNA from Dendrobium catenatum, 978 nucleotides. RefSeq names its product peptidyl-prolyl cis-trans isomerase CYP26-2, chloroplastic-like. Gene Ontology annotation, biological process: protein peptidyl-prolyl isomerization. Bases 37 to 978 code for a protein of 313 amino acids. NCBI's taxonomy places the organism in Eukaryota, Viridiplantae, Streptophyta, Magnoliopsida, Asparagales, Orchidaceae. Gene Ontology annotation, molecular function: peptidyl-prolyl cis-trans isomerase activity. The record is from RefSeq and is a predicted model, not a curated record. The transcript is spliced from 2 exons. Gene Ontology annotation, cellular component: chloroplast.